Heterobilharzia americana is the source of this 777-nucleotide messenger RNA. Lineage: Eukaryota; Metazoa; Platyhelminthes; Trematoda; Strigeidida; Schistosomatidae. The record is from the annotation of a GenBank genome assembly.
AUGGGCAUCCGAGAAGCAUCGACCACUUGCACGUUUCCAGUAGUGUACAAAUUCCAAUCAAGCAUCACCUAUCCAGGUUUUUUAAAUACGCUUUCAUUGGAAGUGUUCAUACGAAACCUGUUGGAUUUAUGUCAUGUCAUCAUGCACGUGAAUGACAAUGAAGUGCUUGUAAAUUUUAAACUGCUACUCAUUGGCGAUAGUGGAGUUGGGAAAUCAAGCUUGUUAUUGCGUUAUACUAACGAUUGCUUCGAAAGCCAGUUGUCUGCAACCAUUGGUGUGGAUUUCAAAGUCAAACUUGUUACAGUUCCUGAUGGGACGAAGAUAAAGCUUUCUAUCUGGGAUACUGCUGGUCAAGAACGAUUUCGUACUUUAACGCCUAACGUUUAUCGUGGUUCACAUGCUGCUGUUUUUGUAUACGAUGUAUCAAAUCGUGAAAGUUUUGAGCAUCUUUCUAGUUGGAUGGAAGAGUUGAAAACUUAUGCAGACAAUCCAAAUAUGGUAAAACUUCUAGUUGGCAAUAAAAUUGAUAGUGAGCCUCGAGAAAUUCCCCGUGAAGAAGGUCUUCGUUUUGCUCGUCUCUACAAUAUGCCUUAUGCUGAAACAAGUGCUAAAACCAAUGAAGGUGUUCAUCAAUUAUUUUGUGAAGUUGUAACAAAUAUAUAUAAUCAUUCUGAAUUAUGGAAUCAAGGUAAAAAACGUGCAGUUUCUGGUGUUACAAGUCGUGCUAAUUUAGGUCAAUUUCAAGAUGAACAAUCACAAAGUGGUUGUUGUUCAUAA